GCACCUAUAGCCAGAUCAGUCUCAGUUAACGCGUCAUUAAAUAUAAAACAAAGCUAUGAAGUGGCUAUCGUUGGCAUUUGUUGUGGCUUUGCUAGCGCUUGCAAGCGCUAAUCCGCUACCCGGCAAUGUGAUCAUAAAUGGAGACUGCAAAGUCUGCAAUGUACGUGGCGGUUAAUUCAUAAACAAAACAUAAAUGUUUAAUAAACAAAUAACUAAUAAAGAAAAACUGAAACAACGUA
This is a messenger RNA of Drosophila busckii, 239 nucleotides long. RefSeq names its product immune-induced peptide 3 (gene BomS6). The record is from RefSeq and is a predicted model, not a curated record. NCBI's taxonomy places the organism in Eukaryota, Metazoa, Arthropoda, Insecta, Diptera, Drosophilidae. Bases 56 to 175 code for a protein of 39 amino acids. The transcript has 2 exons. Gene Ontology annotation, biological process: defense response.